CUUCAUCAGGCAGCUCCUGGACCACGACAAGGUGGACAUCCUCCCAGGAGAUCAAGAACUCAGCAACUUACCUCAAAUCCGACCGCGGUGACCUUGCUACUCACUUUCAUUAAUUCCUUCUCUUCUCUUGCAUUCAUACUGUUCCUAUCGAGUGUUAAGAUUGCCACUCGGAAUUUCUUGUAUUCCAUAGCUCUGAACGAGACGUCCACAUGUGGGCUUUUUGUCGCUUCGGCAGCUUGGAUCGCCAUACCUCUGCUCUCCUUGUUCUGGAGUACCCUUGGAGCAACUUGCCGGUUCCUCGAGAUCUGA
This is a messenger RNA of Cantharellus anzutake, 309 nucleotides long. RefSeq lists its product as uncharacterized. The record is from RefSeq and is a predicted model, not a curated record. NCBI's taxonomy places the organism in Eukaryota, Fungi, Basidiomycota, Agaricomycetes, Cantharellales, Hydnaceae. The transcript has 3 exons. The annotation marks the transcript as partial.